AAAAUUAUCAUCUAAGUUCUUAUACAGUUGGACGAGCAUAGAAAAAGUAAAUUUCCAUGCGAGGAAAAGUCGGUGUCGUUUGCAUACGACGAAGAAAAUAAAAGAAAAGUUUGCAACAAAACAAGGCAAAGUUUAACGCUAAUAUAUAAUUUCUGUAACUCUAUUUAAGAAAGUUUUGUUGCUGAUAAUAUUAAAAUAAGUGAAAAAAGAGAAGCUUAAAUCUAAUAACUUUGUGGAUGCAAAGAAGAAAAAGGAAUAAAUAACAAAGAGAAAAAAAAAAUUUGACUUAAAGUGUAGUGAACAAAUUUUUAUCAGAGACCGCGAAAGCUGUGAAAAUAAUUUGACAUAAUCGUGUUUUGAAGGUCUCAAUUUCGUAGUGAAACAGUUACAAACAGAAGAAGCAAGCAAAAUUACCAAGAAAGAUCAAAAACGUUUAAAGUACUUGAGGCAGUACAAGAAAGCGAGAGUGUGCUGAAAGCCCAAGAUUCUUCUUUUUUAAGAGAGCGAAAAGAUGUUAUCCGAUGUCCAGUUUAUUUUCAUUUUCAAUUACCAUCUUAUUCGCAGAGAGUCUUCAUUACUUUAUAAACGAUUCAAUUUAUUCAAUUAUUUGCGGCACCACAGCUAUCAAAAAUAAACGAAUAAGAAGCACAAGAAUAUAAAGGAGACAACAGUCAAUUCUAUAUUUGAUUUCAAAGUUCAUAUAAAGUAAAAUAUGAGUGUAAUAAUAAUGAAUAUCAGCACGACCACAGCAAUUCCAUAUCCAUCCACAACAAAUUUGUCGAUGGCUCUCCACAAUAAUGACUCGGUUUUUGAAAGUGAGCAGCAUAUCGCAUAUCAAACGGCUGCUGAGUAUGCGACGAUGGCAACAACAAUGACCACGAUUUAUGACCCGACCAUGGCGUCAACAUUGACAACAUCAACAAUCUCUAGCAUCACUAAAGCAACCACUGAGAAUGUAACAACUGAUGAAAUUAAUCAGUUUUAUUUUUAUGAGACAGAACAGUUUACAGUUUUGUGGAUACUUUUUGCUGUGAUUGUAUUAGGAAAUAGUGCAGUACUUGUCACUUUAUACCUAAAUAAACGAAAGUCAAGGAUGAACUUUUUCAUUAAGCAACUGGCUAUUGCAGAUCUCUGUGUUGGCUUACUCAACGUUAUGGUCGACAUAGUAUGGAGAUUUACAGUUACAUGGGAAGCAGGAAAUCUUGCAUGUAAAUUUAUAAAAUUUAUGCAAGCUCUAGUCACUUAUGGAUCGACCUAUGUACUUGUGGCUCUCAGCAUUGACCGCUAUGAUGCUAUAACACACCCGAUGAACUUUUCCAAUUGCUGGAAACGUGCAAAAUUGCUUGUAAUAUUUGCAUGGUUUUUCAGUGGACUAUUCUCAAUACCUUUAUUUAUAUUAUAUGAAGAAACUGUAAUUCAGGGAGUAACACAAUGUUGGAUAGAAUUAGGAGAUGCAUGGAGAUGGCAAUUAUACAUGACAUUGGUGUCAGCAUCACUUUUCUUCAUUCCUGCUAUUAUCAUAACAUUAUGUUAUGCAAUUAUUGUUAAAACUAUAUGGGACAAGGGUACCUAUAAAGUGCCAAAGAAGGAUCGAAAGAGUCGUAAUCGAUUGAGCUGUGAUGAGGAUGAUAGAGGAAGUAGACGGGCGAGUUCCCGUGGUAUUAUUCCACGUGCCAAAGUAAAAACAAUAAAAAUGACUUUUGUGAUAGUGAUUGUAUUUAUUGCAUGCUGGUCGCCAUAUAUCGUAUUCGAUCUAUUACAAGUAUUUGAUCAAAUUCCAAAGACACAAACGAACAUAGCGGUUGCAACAUUCAUUCAGAGUCUCGCACCGCUCAAUUCAGCAGCAAAUCCCUUGAUUUAUUGUCUGUUUUCGACGCAACUCAUGCGAGGAUUUAAACGUACAUCGGCUUACCGUUGGCUGUCAAAAAUAUUUUGCUGUAAAGACCCUGGAGAUCAUUCGUCGCAUAAAUAUUUGAGAGGUCAAAGGACAUUAACGAGCUCGACAGUAACAACAUCUCUAACAAAUUCAUCAGCACGUUCAGUAUCCAUUCAUCGGCCUCAUAAAGUUGUUAAUUUUGACCGUCAGAGCACUAUUAUUGCUGACACAAACAGUAGAUGAUGUUAUAGAGAAACUGUAUUCCUUUAUGCUUAACUUUUAUGCAAACAAUAAGCUCUCUUUCUUGUUUUUCUUUUCUAUUCCACCUACAUCAUGUGUGGCAUUGAGUAACAAUAAACUAUAUCAACAAAUGAUUUCUUUUGAAAUUUUAUUCUGUAAAUGAACGGAAAAGCGUUGGAAAAUGUGGAAAAAUAGUAUAUACUAAGUACAUGACAAAAAGAUCUUCAUCAUAUUCUCAUAUCAUGAACAGAUGGAAACAUUCAUUUGAAAACUAUAAGAAUAAAGAUAAGUAAGAUAAAGAUGAUGACGAAGGCACAAAGCAUAUACACCCACAAUUAUAGGAAAUGCUGCAUGAAUCUUUGAUGUAAAUACAAAGGGGUGGUAAAAUCUUUACCAAUUGGUUUGGUGUAAAGCUGUAAAUUUUAAAUUUCAGUUUUUGAAAAUGAUUAAAAGUUUGAAAAUUAAGUUUAAAAAUUCGAAAACUGGUUCUUCAAUUCAAAAUCUGGUUCUAGAAUUCGAAAUGUAGUUCUAAAGUUCAAAUACUGGUUCUAGGAUUCGAAAUCUAGUUCUAAAAUUCGAAAACUAUUUCAUAAACUCAAAAAUUAGUUCUUAAUUAAAGUUUUAAAAUUCAAAAACUAGUUCUUAGGGGGGUUGCGAGUUGUAACAUAUUGUAACAAGGGGGGAGGGGGGGUAAAAAAAGUCGGUUUUUUGCGUAACGUAAUAAGUGAACGGCCCCUAAGUAAGAAUCUCAAAAAAAAAUAUUCAAAAACUUUUGGAGAAAUUUAAGAAAAACAUAAAUAAAAAUUUGCCACCCCUGUACAGAUACAUAAAAUGCAUAAAAUGUGUAGUAAAAAAAAAUUUUUGUAUUAAUAAAUGAGAAAAAAAAUGUUUU
Messenger RNA from Chironomus riparius, 3008 nucleotides. Lineage: Eukaryota; Metazoa; Arthropoda; Insecta; Diptera; Chironomidae. The record is from the annotation of a GenBank genome assembly.